Closterium sp. Yama58-4 is the source of this 915-nucleotide messenger RNA. Lineage: Eukaryota; Viridiplantae; Streptophyta; Zygnematophyceae; Desmidiales; Closteriaceae. The record is from the annotation of a GenBank genome assembly.
AUGCUCCGCCUAACCGCAUCCAGGGCGGUUGUUCGAUUCCCAGCCACGUCGCGCGCUUUCGUCUCCCCCGUUACAGUCACACCCCGCGCUUUCGUGGCUGCGGUCACAUCGCGCGCAUUAGUCACCCCCGCUACAAUCAUAUCGCUGUCCUCGUGCCUCCGGUUCUGCAACCCGCUGGUUCCGCGACUCGGGCGAUUGGCGGAGCGCCGCCAGCGGGAGUCCGCUAACGCGCCGCCACUACAGCCGCUGGUACUACGAGUCGCGCUGCUGAUCGAGUCGCUUGCUGCUGCUCACCGCGUGUUCUGCUCAUGGAAGAAGAAGGACACGCGGAACAUCGGGGGGCGCGCCAAUGCCCUCAUUGCUGCUAUCCGUGAUGUGCCAGACAGCAAGGAGGACGUGUACAGAGCGCUCGACGCAUGGGCGGCCUUCCAGCUCGACUUUCCCCUCCUCGCCGUCAAACGAGCCCUCAGGAUGAUGCAGCAGGACGGCCAGUGGAAGAGAAUACUGCAGGUGUGCAAGUGGAUGCUGGCAAGAGGGCAGGGCCGCACCUUUGGCACAUACGAUCUCAUGAUGGAGGCCAUGGCUGCCACGGGGCGUCAUGCUGAGCUGGACGGCACGUGGGAGCGAAUCAUGGGCCGCCAUCUGGACACCGUGCCUCGUGCCACGUUUGCACGUGUGAUGAGCCUCUACACGCAGCAGGGACGGCCACUGAAAGUUCUCGAGGUGUAUGGCAGCAUGAUAGAGCUGGGAGUGAACCUGGACGAGGGCAUGGUGAUGCAGGUGCACAGGGCGCUGAUCAAAAUUGGGGCGGAGCAGAGGGCAGAGACGCUGCUGCAGGAGCACCAGAGCGUUUUGACUCCACCGGUUGAGAAGGCUGUUAAGGCAGAAAAAGCUUCUAGCGGUAAAAGACUAUGA